AUGGUACAGAGCGCUGAGCAUGUCCCCGCGGCCGUAAGCCCUGUGAGGCGGGAGUGCGCGGACCUACCGGCGGACCAGUGGCCGAAGGGACUGUGUACCAGCUUUAAGUGUGAGGCCGGCAGUGGGAGAGACAUAGGGGUGCAUACACCAUACAUAUAAGAUACUAUUAACCUUGCUUUUAUGUGGUUGAGAGGUUUAACACGGAUUCUGCCUAUUUCCACACUUUUACAUGGCAGCGCAGAAUACAGCUCUACCUGCAAUUAGUGCUCCCUUAUAUGCUGUCGUUUUUCAGAACAUAUAGGGCAGAAGACUUCUUGGUUUCAGAGCUUCAAGCCACAGAAGAGGAAAAAAGCAAACUGGAAUCUGACCUAGCUAAUGGUGAAGAACCAAUGGACCAAGACUUAUCUGACGUUCCUACCAAAUGUGUCUCCACAACAGAACUGAUGGAAAUCAAAGCACGAGUGACGUACAUCGACUACGAGGGUCGCUCUGAUGGCGACUCAAUCAAAAAGAUUAUUAACCAGAUGAAGCCCCGCCUGCUGGUUAUUGUACAUGGACUGCCCGAUGCCAGCCAAGAUCUGGCUGAGGCGUGCAGAGCAUUUGGAGGCAAAGACAUAAAAGUGCACACCCCAAAACUGCAUGAAACAGUGGAUGCCACAAGUGAGACUCACAUAUACCAGGUUUGA
Molecule: messenger RNA, 686 nt
Organism: Pelobates cultripes (western spadefoot toad)
Lineage: Eukaryota; Metazoa; Chordata; Amphibia; Anura; Pelobatidae
Source: the annotation of a GenBank genome assembly